GCGGAUGACAACGCAGCCUCCACAACCUCAUUCCUCCAACCCACACGUCUCUCCAACCGCGCAACCAGUUCCCAUGAGUUCCCACGCACUCCCGUCAUGAUACGCCCUACCUGCGCCUGGGCCCGCCUGGGUCUCCGGCGCACAACCCUCCUCACCGCCCCACACACCCGCGCCGGAACACUCACCGGCUUCGCAAACGCUUCACACGUCGCCGGACGCACUGCGGCGCGCAUUGGACGGCGCUAUAAUGCUUCGCACCACCCGCCGGGCGCACCGGUAGCGCACAAAGCGCCCGAGACGACAAAGACAAUCCCCGGCCCCAGCUGGCUGUGGCUCGAACCUAUCUACGAGCCAUUCCGCGCGUAUGGACGCAUUCAGCAGCGGAGACCGUAUAUGACGCAGUUUGUGAGCGCGCUGGUGAUUUAUUUUGUGGGGGAUUUGGUGGCGCAGAGUAUUGGGUCUGCGUUGCCGGCUGUAGAGACAGAGGAGGAGGAGAGGACAGAGGGGGAAGGGGAGGAGGAAGAAGAAGAGAAAGGCUGGGUGCAGGAAUGGUACGACAAUAGGGAUUGGGCACGCACAGGGAGGGCGCUGAUGAUUGGCGGACUCGCGGCUGUGCCGGGGUAUAAGUGGUUUCUCUGGCUGGGCAAUUCGUUCAACUACGGCUCCAAAGUGCUGUCUCUUACGACAAAGGUCGCGGUAAACCAAGUCCUCUUCACGCCCAUCUUCAACACCUACUUCUUCGGCAUGCAGUCGCUCCUCUCCGGCGCCACGCUCCCCGAGAUCAGCGAGCGCAUAAAAAACACGGUGCCCACGUCGUGGUUGAAUAGCUGCAAGAUUUGGCCCGCGAUUACCGCGUUUAGCUUUACGUUUAUUCCGCUGCAGUAUCGCAGUAUUUUUGGGGGCGUUAUUGCGAUUGGCUGGCAGACAUACCUCUCCUUGCUGAAUCAGAGGGCUGCGGCUGAGGAGGCCGUCGAGCAUGCGCAUGGCCAUGAGCAGGAGGAGGUCCGGCAUAAGGAGGUGGCGGGGAGGGAGAGGGAUACGGAGAGGCAGUGCGAGGGGGAGAAGUGCGCUGCGUGAGCGGAUUGGGAAUCUUGCUAACGUGCGCUUUGGAGCCGCAUCAUUUCGGGGCUGGGGCACCACGGAAUGGAUAGAAGUCUACGACAGACAGACCUUGACGGUCACACUAUUUCCUUUGUUCAAUCGCAUAGACCAGGCGGGAUGCAUGCAUGAUAGACGGCACGGCGUUUUGGGCUCGGGUAUACCACAGACAGGCUUGAAUAGCCGCAUUCCUACAUAGACUUUUGUAUUCCCUAGUCAAUUAUACAUUAACCUUAGAC
Molecule: messenger RNA, 1337 nt
Organism: Trematosphaeria pertusa
Lineage: Eukaryota; Fungi; Ascomycota; Dothideomycetes; Pleosporales; Trematosphaeriaceae
Exons: 2
Coding region: 97-1077 (326 amino acids)
Cellular component (GO): membrane; cytoplasm; mitochondrion
Source: RefSeq, a predicted model, not a curated record